Thermothelomyces thermophilus ATCC 42464 is the source of this 796-nucleotide messenger RNA. Its product is annotated as Nitroreductase-like protein. The transcript is spliced from 2 exons. The coding region runs from base 1 to 624 and encodes 207 amino acids. The record is from RefSeq and is a predicted model, not a curated record. Gene Ontology annotation, biological process: cellular response to oxidative stress. Lineage: Eukaryota; Fungi; Ascomycota; Sordariomycetes; Sordariales; Chaetomiaceae.
AUGGGCAGCGUUCCGGGCAACGCGGACGGCUUCCUCUCCCUGGUCAAGGCCCGCCGGACCUACUACCCGCUCAACAAGACGCUCCCCAUCACCCCGGAGCGGGUGCAGACGAUCGUGUCCGAGGCGCUGCAGCACGUCCCCUCGAGCUUCAACUCGCAGUCGAACCGGGCCGUCGUCCUCUUCGGCGCCGAGCACGACAAGCUGUGGGACCUGACCGCCGACGUCCUCAAGGGCGUCGUCCCCGCCGAGCAGUGGGAGAGCACCGCCCAGAAGAUGGCCAUGUUCAAGGCCGCCGCCGGCACCGCCCUCUUCUUUGAGGACCAGGUCCCCGUCGAGGAAAUGCAGGCCAAGUUCGCCCUGUACGCGGAUCGAUUCCCCGUCUGGGCCGGCCACUCCAGCGCCAUGCUGCAGUUCGCCGUGUGGACGGCGCUCGAGGCCGAGGGUCUCGGUGCUAACCUGCAGCACUACAACCCGCUCAUCGACGCCAAGGUCGCCGAGGAGUGGAAGCUCCCUGCCACCUGGAAGCUGACUGCCCAGCUCGUGUUUGGCGGGAAGGAGGUCCCUGAUGCCGGGGAGAAGACCUUCCUGCCGCUGGAGCAGAAGUUCAAGGUCUUUGGUGCUUAAUGUAAGAUGACGGGAGAAAAUUAUUUUUUCUUUUUUUCCUUUCUCGGUUUGGUAGAAGGGAUAUUUUGGCGGAAGGGAUCUGGCGACGAUUCGCAUUGCAGGGAGUUGGGAGGAUGUUUCUUGGGCUAGUUUUUGACUACGUUCCUUAACCAAUGACAAUAAAGUAAGAGAG